Molecule: messenger RNA, 1586 nt
Organism: Panonychus citri (citrus red mite)
Lineage: Eukaryota; Metazoa; Arthropoda; Arachnida; Trombidiformes; Tetranychidae
Product: histidine-rich glycoprotein-like
Exons: 9
Coding region: 230-1174 (314 amino acids)
Source: RefSeq, a predicted model, not a curated record
GCGAGAGAGAGAGAGAGAGAAAGUGUAUAAAUAUAAAAUCGAUUAGAAAAUUUUGAUCAAUUAGAUUGUGUUGAUUGGUUGACACUUGAUUCGUUUUCGUUUGUUGUUGCUAACCACACUUUUUGGAUUAAGUUUGUUAUAUAAGAUCAACAUUGUUUCUUCUGUGGAUGUGUUUGGAUUAAAAAGAUUGUUCGGUGAUUAGUUGAAAAAGAUUAAUUAGUUAAUCGAAAUGAGAUUUACCUGUUAUAUUUUAUUGUGUUGUUGGUGUUUCCUUUUGUCCUUUUGUCGGGUUACCUAUGGUGAUCCUUUGGCUGCCUUGGUUAAGGCCAUUUCUCCAGACGUUGAUACCAAAAAUGGACUUUUUGAAAUGAACUCUUUAACUCAAGCUCUUCAACCUUCACCUAAUCAUGGUUGGGGUCAUCAUCAUCAUGGUUGGGGAGGAGGUGGAGGUGGAGGACAUCAUGGAUGUAAAGAGGAAGUUGUCCAUCAUCACCAUCAUCAUCACCAUCAUGAAAAGAUGGUCGCUCAUCAUGUACACGAUCAUGGCCACAAACAUGGACACCAUCAUGGACACAAACAUGGUCAUCAUCAUGGUCAUAAGCAUGACGCUUGGCAUAAUCAUGGGCACAAACAUGGACACGAUCAUGGACAUCAUCAUGGACAUAAACAUGAUCAUGGACAUAAGCAUGGUCAUCACCAUGGUCAUCAUCAUGGUCACCAUCAUGGACAUGGGCAUAAACAUGAUCACGGACACAAACAUGGUCACGGACAUAAACACGACCAUUGGCAUGGACAUGAUCACAAACAUGGUCACAAGCAUGGUCAUGAUCACUGGCACCAACAUGGACACAAACAUGAUGCUUGGCAUAGCCAUGGCCACAAACACGGUCACGGACAUAAACACGAUCAUGGCCAUCAUCAUGGUCAUCAUCAUCAUGGUUGGCAUGAUCAUGGACACCAUCACCAUGGAUGGGGUGACCAUGGUCACGGGCAUCAUGGUGGACAUCAUGGGUGGGGACACAAAUCAAUCCAUUCUUAUUCAGCGAAAGGAGGAUCAGAUGAAUCUAAAUAUAUUCCUGAAUCAGGAAUCAGUGGACCAGGAUAUAAACUCAUUGAAUCUUUCAGUCAAUCAUCAGAUAAAUCAGAUUCUGAGUCUUAUGCUGCCAAGUCUUAGAAACAAAAUUUACAGUUAAUUAAUUGGUCUCAAUCAUAUACUUUAUAAUCAACUGUGUGUUUAAAUCACAACUUGGCAAUCAACUAACCAAAGGUUGAACCCAAAAUUCAACAACGAAUCAAUUUUAAUCAUAAGACAUGAAUAACAAAGUUUUUCAUCUUCUUAAUCUUCAUCAUCUUCUUCAUCAACAUAAUCAAUCAUCCUGAGUGCUCUCUGUAUCUUUGUUGAAUUAAUUGUUACUUUUUAACAGAUCGAGAUCAUCAAAUUGUAAAAUAUUGUAAAUUUUUGAUUGGGCAUUUUUUUUUAUAUAUUCAAAGGGUUUUUUAAUUAAUGGCCAUUAAUUGUUACCUUUAUAUUUGUUAAACCAUUAUGUAUCAAGUUAAUUAAAAUUAUAUUAUUUUUUGCAAAACAA